Molecule: messenger RNA, 1727 nt
Organism: Aquila chrysaetos chrysaetos
Lineage: Eukaryota; Metazoa; Chordata; Aves; Accipitriformes; Accipitridae
Gene: MAL
Product: mal, T cell differentiation protein
Exons: 4
Coding region: 121-585 (154 amino acids)
Biological process (GO): myelination
Cellular component (GO): membrane
Molecular function (GO): structural constituent of myelin sheath
Source: RefSeq, a predicted model, not a curated record
GGAAGAAGGGGAGGGAAGGAGGAAGAGAGAGGGAGGAAGGAAGGAAGGAGGCUGCAUUCGGCAGCUACCUCCGGCAGCUAGAGCCAGAGCAGCUGACAGUCACCGCGGGAGAGGCUCGCAAUGUCCUCGGCAACUUCCACCGCCUCUUUACCCAGCGGCCUGGCUGUCCUGACGACUUUCCCAGAUGUGCUCUUCAUCCCUGAAAUCAUCUUUGGGGGCCUUGUCUGGAUCCUGGUGGCAUCCUCGAAGGUCCCGGUACCCAUCCUGCAAGGCUGGGUGAUGUUUGUCUCUGUGUUCUGCUUCGUCAUGUCCACCACCCUCCUGUGCCUCUACAUCUGUGGGGCCCAUGGGGGCAGCAGCUCCUGGGUCACCUUGGACAUCAUCUGCCAGGAGACAGCAGCUCUGUUCUACCUCAGUGCUGCCGUGCUGGAAGCCUACUUCACCUAUAGCGUCAGCACGCUUACCGAUCCUGUGGGGAUGACCAUCUACCGGGAGAACAUUGCUGCUGUGGUAUUCGCAUUCGUAGCUACCCUGAUGUACGUGAUCCAUAAAGUGUGCUCGCUCCUGCGAUGGAAAUCAUCCUAAGAGCCUCCCCUCGCAAGUGUGUCUUGUGGUCACCCCAUCAGCAUGAAAGUUGUUCAACGAAUGCAGUUUCCAGGCUGGGUUUGGGUUUGGGUUUUUAAUGUGUAUGCUAUAAACAAGCAGCUUUUUAUGUGGGACCAUGGCAAUGAAGACAAAGAACCUGCCAGGGAAAGCUAUAUCCUGGCACAAUCUGUUUCCCUUCAGUCUCUUCUGGGUUGGGUAAAGUUUGAUGCUGGUAAUAGGGACCCAAAUAAAAAAACAUCCAGCUUUAGAAAGAAUAAUAUAGCUGGGUUCAGAGCGCUAAAAUCUCCCUGAACCACACCUUUAUGCCUCCAGGGUUGUUAUUGCUACCAGGGGAAGCCUGAACAACCAGCACUAAGGAGCAUGAGUAUGAAACGGGGUCAUUUUAACUGCCACCCAUCCAUGUAAGCCUGUUUCCUUCCCUAAACCUGCUGUGCCAAAAGAAUGUUUUCAUGCAGUUUCUGGAAAUGCCAUCUCUGACUUGUGAUGAGAAACAGGGGCAAUAUUUAACUUGCUUCAGGGGCAAUAUGAGUUAUUGCAACCCCUGAAGGGUAUUGCUGAAUUAUGAGGCACAACCAUAAUGCCAGGAAUUACCACUGUCUUUAAUCCCCCUACAAAAUGCAAUUUAGAAGGUGGGCAGUAGACUGUAGGAGAAUUGUAUGGAUUAUUAGAAUAACCUCUUGAAUAAGCAGAGGCAAUCAGCUCUUGUCUUUGGUGCACAGCUUCUCUCACAUACACCAGCAGUAUGUCACUAAUAAAGAUGGGUUUGCUCUGAUUUUGCAAAUAGAUGAGUCAUUUCUGCUAUUUUGCCUUUGCCACACACAGGUACGCAAGCCCUGUACAGCCUCAGGAGCACUGCGCUCUAACAAGGCAGCGUGUAAGGAUGAGACACGGAUUUGGGCAUGAAUGAAUGAGAGGCCUUUUCUGGCGAGGGGAGCCUGGGGGGCUCUGUAGCCAGGGCCAGGGCACAGACCAACUCAGGUUAAUCUCAGUGAUGAGGUUCAUCUGAAUUCUUAAAUUACUCCAGAGCGUUAACUUGAGUGAGUGUGCUGGGUUUGGCUGGGAUAGAGUUAAUUUUCUUCACCCUAGCUGGUAUGGGGCUGAGUUUUGGAUUUGUGCUGGAA